GGGAUGCCUACAUAAACAAUACAAACUAAUAACUCGUUAUGCCCAAUUUUACGUUUAAUGGACGUAAAGUAAUUAUGCACUUGUAGGAUAGGGAUAAUGCCACGUUAAUGGAACGAGGCUUUUAGUAUUAUUCCGGUGACUGCAGGGUUAGAGGACGGCUGCUGUGACGCUGAACCGCUGACCCGCACCAACCAUGGCGGACAUCGCAGCUCGCCCGACCACUCUCCGGCAGACCUUCAGAAAAUUCUUAGUGCUAAGUUCUCUACGAGGAGUUGGAAGGAUACUUAAGGCGAGGAAUUCAUUUCUUUCGGUAUUAUGGGCAGUGACUGUGUUAUCGUUUUUGUCCGUUUCACUAUUUCAAGUUAUAACGUUGAUUCAAAACUAUUUCAAAUACGUUACUAUCAAAGAACAGACUAUUAUCACAAAAGACUCAGUCCCUUUUCCCAGUUUAACUUUAUGCAAUCUUCAACCAUUCCGGCCAGAAGCGAAGAAACUCUCAGCGAAACUUGACAUGAUUACCAUAGAUGAAUUUCUCAAUAUAAUGGCGAUCAUGCCGGACUUUGUGGCGGAUAAAAGCCUAGCUGCAUACUUUGCGAAUGUUCUUUCAACAAAUGUCGGCUAUUUCGAAAACCAGGAGAGGGAGUCAAUUAUAAAACUCGGACACGAUGCAAAAACAUUUGUCGAACGAUGUCAGGCCAAGAUAUUAAUCAACGACUCAGUGCGCCUUCAAGAUUGUAGUGAUCACCUGAGAUUGUUUGUGGAUCCCCAGUACCUGAAUUGCUAUACCGUCGAGCAUGAGGGACGCGGGAAAGUUGUCGAAUUGGAAUUAACCAUCUUUCUGGACGAUUACAUUGUACUGAAUUACUCUCCUCUCUACGCCAAUGAUAUCAACUCACAGAUGCAUGGAAUGAAAAUGGUGAUACACGAACCGAAGACUUAUCCCGAUAUAGAAAGCAGCCGUAACGCAUGGGACUUGCAACCCGGAGCUUCCUACAAAUUCGUCCUGCGCACGUCCAUCUGGCGCCGGAAGGGGCCACCCUACGGAAGGUGCGCGGAUAGAGACAGGACCGCAGCAGUCAUAACGCUAGAAGAUAACAGCACGUACAAUUAUGACAGCGGGACUUGUAAGGCUCUAUGUAUUCAGGAAAAAAUACUUAAACACUGCGGCUGCAAAGAUUCGCGGCUGCCGUUUACAACGGAGCAAAAGCUGAAAUAUGAAAAUGUGGAUUACUGCAGCAGUUUAAAAAAUGGUGAUUCGACUAAAAUCGCCAAUCUGAUAAGUUGUAUGGAUGGGACGAAGUUGACAUCGGGUGGUAAAGUGUGUACGGCCGAUUGCUUAGAGCCGUGCCUGCAGUAUGAUUUUCAGUUAUAUUCAACAAUGUCAAGAUGGCCGCACGCGUCAUUUCAACUUCCGCUUUUCCAAAGGCGGAGUUCGCAAAUGGAAAAGGAUGCUCGCGAUAAGGGGGAAGCCGAUUCGACGGAUAAUUACUCAAUCGGUGUGGAAGGUGGUUCAGGGGGUACAGGGAGUGGGGAUGAGAAUGGUGAGUUCGCUUAUAAAUAUACUGAUAGAAUUUCGCCUUUAGACAGCCAUUACGAAAAGAUAAACACUAUAGUGCAAAAUGCAAUCGCAAAUGAUAGUGAAGAAGCAAAAAUGGAGGAGGCAAGGAAAAUGUUGUUGACUUCUGAUCUUAUGCAAAGAAAUUUUAUCAAAAUUAAGGUUGUUCGGCCUAGUCAUGAUGUGAUGUAUGUCGAGGAGGUCCCGGAGUUAGGUAUAUCAUCCUUUUUGAGCGGCAUUGGAGGCGCAAUGAACUUCUGGAUGGGAAUAACCCUCGUCGUCGUCAUGGAAUUAGUAGAACUUGUGUUUGAUCUUUUUGACCUCGCGUUUGGAGAAAAAAAUGGCAAAAAGCGAAAGGCGGCGCAUAAUAACUGCGAUGCUGAGGACAAAAACAGCAACGAGGCUGUUCGAGUAUAAUGGUAUCCCGCCUACGUCACGUUUGUUUGCCCUUGUCGGUUGAAGCCUAUAUCAACCCCUGUUACAGCCGUUCCGUGGGGGUCGAUGUUGUCAAGAUUUAAUCAGAUGGCCCUUUGUUAAGACAGUAGAACAAAAGGAAUUCAGGCCUACAUGUAGGUGCGAGCGGUUUGAUUGAAGAAAAUAGACCGUGUCUUGGGUUAGGCCUGAAUUCUUUUUAACUGUGAGGUAAAUGGGCAAAAAACGUAAUGUGUUUCUCUGUCUGUGAUUCUUUGUAAAGGAGCUCCAUCUGAAUUUUGUAACGAAAUGUUUUCCCUACAUGUAAAAACAAUGUACUCUAGCUUACAUGUCACGGUUUCGGAGGUGGAGCGCCUUGACCGCCAAUGCAUUUCUAAGCUAUUUAGCAGUUAAUUUGACGUUUUUGACAGCGUCACAUCAAUUUAUGUAUGAGGUUCAGAAUCUGAUAUUUAGAUGUGAUAGUCUGAACUGUGUGGCUAGUAACUGGAGUGAAAUAGUAACAUGAUUAAGGGGUAGUUGGUAUGAUUACAGAAAUUCGGAAAUCGGACCCGGUUGAGAGGUACAAAAGGGAAAUUUAGGGCAGAGCCUUGUAGGUAUAUGGGAAUCUCGGAAAAAUUGGACAUUAUUGGAAACUAUUUCCUUCCCAAUUUGUGAACUGCUAGCGAAUUUCAUGGAAAAUUGCCCCUCUUUUCCAUGGCCUCAUGGAUCUAAAAAGAAAGAUAAAAUGCUACAAAAAAUGGCUUACUGAUAUAAGUUCGGGUGAUCGAUGAGGCUGAGGCGGCACCCGAACCUAAAAUAUGGCGGUAAGGGUGUGAGCCAACUAAUUGUGUUGCCAAAGUUCUCUCCCAUUUCAUCGGAUGAAGAUAUUGGAGAAGAUGUAUGUCCCAUCAUUUAUUAACUCAACGGCAUACGCUGAUUCCAGGCGGUUUCUCGGGUUUUAGUCAGAAUAUGUCCCAAUAAAAUUUCACACUGCUGGAAACUUUGACGAUUUAUAGAUGCGCUACUUGGGAUUUUUUAAUCUAUAAAUCCACUCUCGUUCAUCAUGGUCACAAUGACGGUGUCAAAUUGAUCAGUAGUAGCGCAUACAAAAUACCUCGCCAGCAUUGAUGAUUGCGGGAUGAUUAUCCAAAUCGCAGGCCGCAUUUGUCAGCACAUUCAGUCUCUAUUCCCACCGAUCGAAAGGUUGAUGAUCCAUCGAGAAUGGUUAAAAAACUUUUUAGUGGGGUAUACACGGAACCCAAUUUAGAGCAAAGAAGAUUGAUGAUAUUUAACGGUCCUCCCGAGAUAGAUUUAGCAUGCUUGAUUGGACUCAGAGAUUAAAGUGUUAUUCCUUCAAUGAAUUUGGGCAUUUGGGCAUUGGAGAAUUUUAGGCCGGGCCAAUUUUGCGAGUGACGCUUUCGUGAGGGAGGAUUUGGUUUUCGAGGGAAAACAUUUUGAAAUUUUUUAAUCUAGCAUGGCAUCUUCACCAUAUAUUUGACUGCAGGCACCACUGACGAUCUUUUCCGUACGCACAGGAGUUGCCAAGGGUGCGCGCGUACGCAUGCGUUCGGGGAUCGAGAAAAAUUGGAAAAUAUUGCGAACGUACAGUACAUCGCGAUGUACAUGUACAAUUAAUGGCCGGCUCCUUAUGCGUGUCGUGUUCGAGAAGUCCAGUGUGAAUGUGGCCUGCUUGGUGUUUUAGUCAGAGAGCGUGAAUGUGUGGAAAUAUAUGGAAGUAUGGAGAGUGUCCCCAUGAAAUUGAAAAUCCAUCAUAAAUUUAUUUGACGAGUUUUGUCUGUGUAUAAUGCGUAGUCAAUCUUUGUUGAUAGCAGCAAUGAUUCCCUUAAUGCAUACUUAGUAGCACACAAAGACAAAAUACUGCGCAUUAUGCGACUCAUCCGUAAAAGCUAUUCGGCGAUAGCUAUAUAGAGCUCUGCGGUAUCUUAAAAGUCCAAGCCAAUAUGGCGAAAACAACUUUUCAUCAGCAUAAGUAAUUUCACUGAAACUUAUUGUCCCUUUUGGGCGAUGGAGCGUAAAGCAUUGUCCCUUCGAGAAUGUGAAAGUGAUACGUUAUAAUCAUGUUUGCCGACAUACAUUGUAUACUAAGUCUUGCAAAUGAGUAUUUGGUUGAUUUGAUAAUCAAAUAGCUAUCAGUCUCCGAAAAGCCGUUAAUAGACUCCCAGCCCAUGCUCGUCCCGGGCCUUGGUCAGGAUAAGUCAAUUUUCUUUUUCAUUAAUCGUCUUUUGCUCGCAUCCCCUGUGACCUUAUUUUUGAUUAAUUCAAAUCGGUCCUAUUGUCAAUCUGUAGAGUAGAAGUUUUAGACACUCCUUCCGUAUGGUUGCGGGCCUUUGGGAGCGUAUUUUAGAAAUGAUACAAGAGCUUGCUGUGGGAGGAUGAAAGGCGAGGUUCCGCGGUGUGUUCAUUGAUUCUUGCCAAUCAUCGCCGCAAACGAACGAAUUUUGUUGCAUGCGAUCAUGAUUGCCGGUCGCAGAAAUUUGAAUUGCUCGUCUGCGGUGCGGCUAUUCAACCUUUAUUAGUUUUAUUGUUUUCCAUAAAAUCGCGACCGAUAUUACCAGGUGAUGUAGAUUUCAUCGAUAGAUUGGCAAUAUUUCGUGUCACAUGCAUCAUUUUAGUCAUAAGAGCAUUGACCACCUGGUGUUUUUCGCAUUGUGCUCUAGGUAAUCACGAUUUGUGCAAAUUUUUACUUGUAAAUAUUCCGAUUCGUGCAUGUUUUGGUAUCCUUAAUACUGUACAACGUCUGUAACGGUUUUCACAAAAAGAACUUAAAUAAAUUGCUAA
Molecule: messenger RNA, 4765 nt
Organism: Lineus longissimus
Lineage: Eukaryota; Metazoa; Nemertea; Pilidiophora; Heteronemertea; Lineidae
Product: FMRFamide-activated amiloride-sensitive sodium channel-like
Exons: 2
Coding region: 194-1972 (592 amino acids)
Biological process (GO): sodium ion transmembrane transport
Cellular component (GO): plasma membrane
Molecular function (GO): ligand-gated sodium channel activity
Source: RefSeq, a predicted model, not a curated record